GGUGCCAAUAUAGGGCUUAUUUUAGGAAUUGCAAUUUCAACGUGGAUUGGAUUUAGUGCUGUCGCUUACUCACCUCCACAAAACCCCCUACCUGUUUCUGUAAGAGGCUGCAUGGCUGACAAUUCAUCCGAAUUAUUUUAUUUUUCAAGCAAUGCAGAACAAAGUACGAGCAAUUUUAGUUCCACAGUCCCUUCCCUUAUUUCCGAACAUCACUCUCAUCUCGAAGUGGAUUAUGAUGGUUCUAAAGAUAUAUUCCCGCUCUAUAGAAUUUCCUUCAUGUGGCUGAUAGCAAUAGGUUUUUUCAUUGCUUACGUAGUUGGAUACUUUUCAAGUAUUAUUUUAAACUUAAUUAAAGGUAAAACGGAACAAGUUGCUCCAGAACUUAUCAGUCCUCUCGUGAAAUAUUUCUACUUUGAAAAGCCUCAAAAAGCAGCCCAUGUAUCGGACGCUAUUAAGAGCAAAAAUGAAUUGAGCGAAAUGGAGGUGAUUAGACGAAAUAGUAAUUUCAUAUGAAUGACUUCUAUUGAUGUCAGUUUCAAUUGUGAUUGAAUUACAUAAGAGUAUUGCAUAGAACUGUGCAAAGUGAGCGUAAGAAAAAACUGUAAAAUAAUUUCCUUGCAUACUUUCUGCAGAUGUAAUUUAGAGUGUUGUAUAUAAAAGAAUAUUUUUCUUAAAA
Messenger RNA from Parasteatoda tepidariorum (common house spider), 676 nucleotides. RefSeq names its product putative sodium-dependent multivitamin transporter. NCBI's taxonomy places the organism in Eukaryota, Metazoa, Arthropoda, Arachnida, Araneae, Theridiidae. Gene Ontology annotation, molecular function: symporter activity. The record is from RefSeq and is a predicted model, not a curated record. Gene Ontology annotation, cellular component: membrane. Gene Ontology annotation, biological process: sodium ion transport; transmembrane transport.